AUGGCACCAGCGAAGUCUCGAGAGAGAGAGGGCUCCUCUCUCCGAAGAAAUGAAAAGGAGAGAGACGGAGGGCGUCAGCGGCUUCCACCACAUGCCGACUCAGCACCAGUCGAAUGGAAUCUCCUUCCCGUGUCUGAGCAGUCUGAGGGUGAUGGAAUCUCCUAUGAGAGAAGAAUUUGUGAGUCAGUGGUGAUCGAAAAAGAAGGAUUUUGUCCAAGUGGUCUUAUCAAUCCUCAUUGGAUUGGGAAGUUGGUUUGGGAUUUUGGAGUGAUGUUUUGUGUUCUCAUGGAUGCGAUGGUUUUGCCUUUCCAACUCACCUUCAAAAGCAACCUUGGGGCGGACAGCUUUGACACUGUGUGGCUUUGGACGACGACCUGGAUCUUUGGCAUCGACAUCAUUUUUAGCUUCAAUUGUGCCAUUGAGAGUGAGGAUGGAGUCCAUGGAGCCAAAAGCAAACUGAUUCUGGACCGGGUGAAGAUUGCGAAGAGCUAUCUGCGCGGAUGGUUUGCCAUCGACUUUGGCUCAACCGUCCCCUGGGCACAGCUCAGUGAGGCGUGGCUAUCUGGCGGUUCUUCGUCGCAGCUCACGCGGCUCACCAAGGUGGUGAAGUUCGUUCGGCUGCUGCGCUUAGUUCGGAUGCUUCGCCUGGCCAAGCUGGGACAGAUCUGGGAGCGCGUGGAGCAUCGCAUCGGUUCUCUCUUUCUGCUGCAGUGCAUUUCGCUGCUCCGCGUUUUGUCCGUUGUGGUGGCGAUGUGCCACUGGAGCGCAUGUCUCUUUUGGCUCAUCGGACUCCCUCGAAACAUCUUUACGGACGUCUUCUUCUCCGAAGAUGAGCAGCAGGUGAAGAAUGAGAUGGGCAAGAGGAUGUAUCAGGCAAUGGGUGAGCUGCAUCAGUCAUUGUCCAGCAUUGAGGUCAGGUCAUGGCUGCUCUAUGAGCAUGACACCAUGAAGUGCAUGGCCCCUGAUGAGAAGGAGUCCAACAUGGCUUGGAUGAGCUUGUGUGGGAUCUAUGAGCACUACAAUGAUGCUGGCAAGAAGUCACAUGAGCUGAUCCAUGAGGUGGUUGAGAACAUCAAAGCAGCCAUGAGGUCCCAGAUGUUCCAGAUCCAUGAGCCUGCAGAUGCCACAUAUGAGGAGAUGAUCAGGGGAGAGUUGAUAGGAUUCACGCAUUGGCUGCUGCAUGAGCUCUGUGAGAUCUAUGAGCUGGAGACCAAUGAGCACUUCAAGCCAGCCAUGAGCAGCCUGAUGAGCCAAUGGCCACAAAGGGAUGUCAUGAGCUCCAUCCUCCAGCAUGGCAAGUCCAUCAGGUGGGCUGGUGAGAGACAGGAUGAGGCAUUUGCAGCAAAGGCUAUGGUGCCUGAGGGGAUGGGUGCUCAUGAGAUGGUCAGGCAUCCAUGCCCAACAAGCAUGAGGGUGAGCAAGAUGAGAAAUUGGCUACUCAUUGAGUAUGAUGCCAUGAGGGUUGGGUGCCAUCCGGACCAUGAGACCAUGUGGGCUGGCAUUUGCACAUUGGCCCACAUCAGCGCAUUCAAGAUGAUGGUGAGCUUCAUGUUGUGCAGUGAUGAGGAGGUUCAAAGCCAUGGGAUCUAUUCCACCAUGAAUGAUGAGGGCAAGAGCAGGGAUAAGAUCCUGAAUGAGAUCAAGGCCAACAUUGAUGCUGCCAUGGAAUGUGGCCUCAUGGUCAUGGUUGAGCCUGGGAUGGGUCAGUGGGACGAGCUCAUGAGACAACCCCAUGAGAUUCCAAAUGAGACUGAUGGAGAGUUGAUGAGUGGCACUGGAGAUCAGUUCUUUGACUUUGAUGCCCUGGAUGAGCUCUAUGAGGCUAUGGAUGAGCGCCAUGAGUCUGCAUCUUGGCAUGAAUGGGUGGGUAUGGAAAAGGAGUUGAUGAGUGGUGGAGAUCAGUUCUUUGACUUUGAUGCCCUGGAUGAGCUCUAUCAGGCUUUGGGUGAGCACCAUGAGAUUGAUGCAAUGGGUGAGCUCUAUGAGUCUAUGGCUGGUGCUGCCUUUGAUGAAGAGCGCCAUGAGGCUGCAUCUUGGCAUGGCACGUCGGAGACCUAUGUCUUUUGCUUCUACUGGACUCUUGGGGUCAUGAGAACGAUGCCAGCCGAAGUCACGCCAGUGAACCUGCCCGAGAGGGUCUUUGUUUUGAUUUUCAUGUUUUUCGCCUUGUCCGCCUUUGCCAUUUCCAUCGCGCUGAUUACGCAAUCCUUCUUCAAGCUUUCGGAACGCAAGAAGGCCUUCAAUGAGGAAUAUGCGGCAGUGCGUUUACAUCUUCAGAGAACCAAAGUGAGCGAAGAUAUCCAGUUUCGUGUGAAGUCCUAUCUGAAAUAUCUCUUCGACCAGCGGAAGACUCAUGCUAAAGAGGCGACAUUGCUGAACUCUUUGCCAGAUGAGCUCAAAGAUCAGGUUUUCCGAUGUCAAGCCUUGCACCAUAUGAUGCGACUGCCCAACAUGCAACACUUCAGGCGGUCUCAUCGCCUACGCUUGGCGGCGGCGGCCGCGACGUGCGAUUUCAUGCCCGGGCAAGCCUUGGUGAAGCGCAACGAUCCCAUCGAAGCCUCUUGGAUUUUGAUCUCGGGACAGCUCCACAAGGAUGGAUGGAAUGUCGACGAAUACCCCACGGUGGUCCAUGCCGAGUGUUUGGAGCCGCACGGGCACGAGCCGCUCCUGUCGGACUGUCAAGUGGUGGCCACCGAGGUCUCGGAGGUCCUUCGUGUGGACAAGGCGGGAUGA
This is a messenger RNA of Durusdinium trenchii, 2733 nucleotides long. The record is from the annotation of a GenBank genome assembly. NCBI's taxonomy places the organism in Eukaryota, Dinophyceae, Suessiales, Symbiodiniaceae.